AUGUCGGGACGCACUCAUACCGACUCUGACUCUGUCUCCACCCCUUACCAGACGAACGCACUGACGAUCCGCAUUCUGCCGACGCACUUUCACCCGAGCCAGAGUCCGCACCAGCCGGACGACGUGGGCCACCUCGUGGUAGCCGUCUAUCCGCGGCGCAACACACAGCUCCAGCUGGGGCGGCCCGCGCUCCCCUACGCGCCACACCCGGUGCCGAUCGCGAAGGGGCCUGCGGGGGUCCCCUCGGCGCACUCGCCGACACAGCUCGUCGCGGCGCCACCCCCGGUGGCGGCCCCAGGCGAGAUCGGCCGACACAAGUGCCCGCACUGCAACUACACGAGCAACCGCAAGCUGGAUCUGCGCCGGCACUUGGAAACUCACGCAGGCGGGUCGACGCCACCGCGGUGGAUCUGCAGUGGGGUGCCGCUCGCGGGAUCAACGUCGAGGGGAUGCGCGUGUAUUUGCUCGAUGGACAGGAGAGGGUGGGAGGGUGUUUAA
Messenger RNA from Epithele typhae, 498 nucleotides. RefSeq lists its product as uncharacterized. The transcript has a single exon. Bases 1 to 498 code for a protein of 165 amino acids. The record is from RefSeq and is a predicted model, not a curated record. NCBI's taxonomy places the organism in Eukaryota, Fungi, Basidiomycota, Agaricomycetes, Polyporales, Epitheliaceae.